This is a messenger RNA of Cuscuta epithymum, 1201 nucleotides long. NCBI's taxonomy places the organism in Eukaryota, Viridiplantae, Streptophyta, Magnoliopsida, Solanales, Convolvulaceae. The record is from the annotation of a GenBank genome assembly.
CUUUUUGUACGUAAUAAUAAACCACCGAUCUAUAUGUGAUAUGAUAUGCCCCCUUCUUCUCUUCACUACAUACCAUUACUCAGCGUUGCUCGGAGCUAGAGACUGAUCUGGACGCAGAAUUAAGAAGAUAUGGCGACUGUAGACCGCAACACCGCCCUCGCCACGGAGGCGCCGCUGGCUCCGGUCACCGUGCAGCGGAAGGUCCGCACCGACCUUGAAGAUUCCAUUCCUAAGCCUUAUUUGGCAAGGGCGAGUGUGGCACCGGAUACGGAGCAUCCAAACGGGACGCAGGGAAGGAAGCAUAACAACUUGAGUGUCCUCCAACAGCAUGUAGCAUACUUCGACCUAGACAACGAUGGAAUUAUUUACCCAACCGAGACUUACUAUGCCAGCCGUCAGAUGGGUUUCAAUGUCAUUAUCUCCUUCCUUAUAGCACUUGUUAUUCAUGGGGCAAUGAGUUACAUGUCUCUUCCAGGAUGGAUGCCUUCACUUUAUUUCCCAAUAUACAUAGAAAACAUACAUAAGAACAAGCACGGGAGUGAUACGGGGACCUAUGAUGUAGAGGGCAGGCAAGUAUUCCUUUCCAUUGUUAGGCUGUAUUUGGUUUCAAGGAACUUAGGAAGGGAAGAAGAUGUGUGGGUGGUUUUGACAUUUACAUUUCAUGUGCUCAGGUUUCUUCCUGUGAACUUUGAGAACAUCUUCAGCAAGUAUGCAAGGACGGUGCCUGACAAGCUGACGUUAGGAGAGCUGUGGGAGAUGACGCAGGGCAAUCGCAACACAUUCGACGUCUUCGGGUGGGUUGCAUCCAAAUUGGAGUGGGGAAUUUUGUAUCUUCUCGCCAAAGACAGCGAUGGAAUGCUAUCUAAAGAAGCCAUCAGGCGAUGCUUUGACGGGAGCUUGUUCGAAUACUGUGCGAAGAUGCAAAAGGGACGAGAAGCUAAGAUGGAAUAAACUGAUGAAUCACAAACAACCUUACCAAUGUUUAUAGCUCAGGAUCCUCAUAACCAACCUUAAUAAAAGGAAGUCUUGUACCCAGUCAUACCGGUUUAUGUUUGAUAUGAUACAAGUUUUCAUGUGCGACUUAUAUCAGCUUUCAUUUGGAAUUUUCAUUCUAGGAGGUUUUGUGAUAUUUCAUGUUUCUAUGCUGUAAUCAGUCUUCACAACGGCAUGCCCUUUGUGAUGGAACUGUAGUCUUUUUAAG